ACCUCUGGAAUAAUCACACCAUCACAGAACUAAGCAAAAAGCCCUAACUUGUUCCUCUCUUUUUUUCUUCCUAGAUCAAAAUCAUGGAUAGAUUACCUUUUCACAUCCUUGAAGAGAUUCUCUUCCGACUGGAUCCCAAAUCUCUGGCAAUGAUGCAAUGCACGGAUCGGUCUAUCAACUCGCAUAUAACCGACGAUCCGCUUUUCAAAUCUGUAUAUAAGAAGGACCGUUCCGACGAGGGAAAGGUUCAAGGGUACGACUUGAAAGGUAACAAGUGGGGAGUCAUGGAUUGGAUUCCACGUUGGGGCGAUGGUAAACGAGACUUUUAUCAGUCCAAACCGGCUUUGACAUCUUCUUCGAUGGAACUAGAUGAGAAUGUGGACGUCAACAUGACGAUGGUUAAUCAUGAUGAUGAUAAACGUAUCUCCUCUUUAAGCAAAAUUAUGAGAGUGAUUAGUGGAAUCUCACCAUAUGCUCAGAGCCUCUUCAAGAAAAAGGGAAAGCUACUUGGAAAAAGAUUGAUGAUUGAAGAAGAAACGAAAUUGAAGAUGAUGAUUGAUGAGCCUAAUUCUUCCGAGUUCCUAGACGUCGGAUCCGGUUUGCUACACAUCUCCAACUAUGGCUCCAAAUCUCUCUUCUGCAACCCUUUCGGCGAUUCUAUGUCAUUCAGAUACCAAGAUUCCUUAGAUAUCAAGACUAGGGUUCUCUGCUCUUGCUCUGGCCUCCUCCUACUCUUCAUGGAUUGUCUCUGUGUCGUGAAUCCGCUCACUAAGAGGUAUCGAUUCCUUGAUCACUCUAAAUCAAUAUUUCUUGGUCGUGUUAACAAAAGGGGACAGUUAAGCUUUAACCUACCAUGUCAUAAAAUGAAUCGCAUUGGUUUUGCGGUUGAUCAAAUUGAUCGAACAACUCAGGGAUUCAAAGUUGUCUGCAUGAAAGAUACAAAGGCUUCUAAUCCAGACCAAACCAUGUAUCAAUUCGAGAUUACCACAGGAGAUUCUUGUUGGAGAUUGUCGGAAACAACUAUUACUUGCAGCGCAAGUGUUCACAUGGCUGAUAAGAAACCGGUUUACUUUGACGGAUCUCUUCACUGGUUGAGAAAGGACGGAAGCAUUUUAGCAUUCAAUCCAGAAACAGAGAAAGCACGGCUGAUUCCAAUCAAGUUUCCCCUAAAACUAAGCGCGGCGAACAAGUUCUUGUUCGCGGCCACAGAGAAGGAACUAGCAUUGAUAUCAGCGACGGAGGAAAUGAUUAACGUUUAUUCCCUCGAGAAUAUUCUCGUUGAUCCCAAGUGGGUCUUAGUGAAGCAAAUCCAGAACGGAGUGUUGGACAAAAAGACAAUGAGGUGCUGGAACGUUGCGGCAUACAACGGCAAGUGUUUAGUGUUGUGGCAAAUGAACAAGGUAGAUUGCGACGGAGAUGUUUAUGGGUACGACUUGAGAGUUAACAAGUGGGAAGUCAUAGGUUGGAUUCCAGAGUGGUGCGAUGGUUAUCAAGUCUUUUACCUCUUUAAACCGUCUUUCUCCUCUGCGAUAGAACUGAAUAAGAAGGUCGACAUUGAGACGAUGAAUAUGGGGCAUGGUGAUGAUGGUAAACAUAUCUCCACUCUUAGGAAAAUUAUGAGCCUGAUUGAUGAAAUCUCACCUUAUGCUAAGAGACUGUUCAAGAAAAAGGGAAAGCGACAUGGAAAAAGAUUGAUGACUGAAGAAGAAACGGAACUGAAGAUGACGGUGGAUGAGCCUAGUUCUUCCAAGUUCCUAGACGUGAAGCGUUUUAACAAAAAGAGAAGGUUCUUAGGCAUGUACAAAACCAACAAAAGAAAAAGAAGCGUCAGGUCUGCGGGUAGAGUUGGUGGUAGUAGAGGGCUUUGUGUUCUACGUCGUUACGGCUCAGUAUUCUCGGAACACCGGUGAAAGGCUUUCAAUCUCUAUGGGUUUCUAUGACUCUGUCUUUGAUAACAUGCAUCUUCUUCCUUGAUGUUUCAUCUAGGAGCAUCCUCAAUCGCUUAUCACUUCAUGUUUUUUUCUUCCAUGUUUUCUAUUCUUCUUUUUAGCCAUGAGACAAAUAAGUAAUUUUUUACUUC
This is a messenger RNA of Arabidopsis arenosa, 2080 nucleotides long. NCBI's taxonomy places the organism in Eukaryota, Viridiplantae, Streptophyta, Magnoliopsida, Brassicales, Brassicaceae. The record is from the annotation of a GenBank genome assembly.